Molecule: messenger RNA, 300 nt
Organism: Penicillium taxi
Lineage: Eukaryota; Fungi; Ascomycota; Eurotiomycetes; Eurotiales; Aspergillaceae
Exons: 2
Coding region: 1-300 (99 amino acids)
Molecular function (GO): dipeptidase activity
Source: RefSeq, a predicted model, not a curated record
AUGAAGAAUCAAAGCCUCGAGGUCUCACCCGAAGAGACUCAUAAAGCCAUUGACGAAACCCUAGAAAAAGUAGCCAAACAACUCCCCUACGAAGAGCAUAAAACCCAUGAUGCAAUUUGCAACUUUCUUGAAAGUCAAGGGGUAACAGUGACUCGCCACACUUAUGGUCUAGAUACCUCCUUUGAGUGCAUUAGCGGUAAAGAAGGUCGUAUGAUGAAUUUCAAUGCAGAAUAUGAUGCUCUUCCAUAUAUGGGCCAUGCCUGUGGACACAACCUCAUAGCAACAAGUAGUACAUUCUGA